CACGUGACCACGCCCCCUACUACGGCGGCCGGGAGUGCCCGCGCUUCCUUAGCGCCUGCGCAGCGCGGGCCGCACCGUGACUAAGAUGGAGGUCGGGGGAGCGCGGGCGCCGCCGCCGUUCUGGGCCGGGGGCCCAGCCCCGGGACAAACGUACAUCCCCGGCGGGCCCGGCCCCGUCACCGGCAUCGUGCCCUUCACCCGCACCCUGAGCCCCACGGUAACGGGCACGUCGGUGCUGGGGGUGAAGUUUGCCGGGGGGGUGAUGAUCGCGGCCGACACCAUGGGCUCCUACGGCUCCCUCGCCCGGUUCCGCGGCAUCUCCCGCCUGCUCAAGGUGAACGACACCACCAUGCUGGGCGCCUCCGGGGACUACGCCGACUUCCAGUACCUCAAACAGAUCAUUGACCAGAUGGUAAUCGACGAGGAGCUGCUGGGAGACGGUCACAGCUACAGCCCCAAAGCCAUUCACUCCUGGCUCACCCGCGUCAUGUACAACCGGCGCUCCAAGAUCAACCCGCUCUGGAACACCGUGGUCAUCGGCGGCUUCUACAACGGCGAGAGCUUUUUAGGUUACGUGGACAUGCUCGGCGUGGCGUAUGAAGCUCCGACGCUCGCCACGGGCUACGGAGCGUACCUGGCGCAGCCGCUGAUGAGGGAGGUUCUGGAGAAGAAGCCCGUCCUGACGCGGGAAGAAGCGCGAGACCUGAUCGAGCGCUGCAUGAAGAUUCUGUAUUACAGAGACGCUCGCUCGUUCAACAGGUAUGAAGUGGCCACGGCCACCGAGAAGGGGGUGGAGGUGGAGGGGCCGCUGACGCUUGAGGCCAAUUGGGAGAUCGCUCAUCUCGUCAGCGGCUUCGAGUGAUCCCCGAUGGCAAAACCGGCCGCGUUCUGUCCCGCUCGCUGUAAAUCGCUGUGGAAGCUCUUGGUCCUGCUCGGAGAGAAAAUAAACCUGUUAAGACCAAACUUUUGUUGUAUCGUGCUCUGGUAUAACUGCAAUAAAUCCACCGUCCUCCACCUUCCAAAGGCACCGGCGGAUAGAAUAAAAUGUGUCUUUAAAGGUGUUUUCUGUUCUAAAACAUGAAGUAUUUGCCAAUGAAUGGAAAAGUCAGAGGGGGCGAGGUGGGAAUUUGUUGGUUUAUGUGACGUACGUUCAUAAAUAACACUCGGAGUGGUGUUUCCUAUGGUAAAUAACAAUCAGAAUGUUCACAACCAAUUAAUGCUACAGCUCAGGGUUGACGUCCCGAGGUUCGCCAGCCCUCGGUAAUAAAAACACGUGUUUAUAAAUCCA
Messenger RNA from Columba livia (rock pigeon), 1288 nucleotides. It is a transcript of the gene PSMB4, whose product is annotated as proteasome 20S subunit beta 4. The record is from RefSeq and is a predicted model, not a curated record. The transcript is spliced from 7 exons. Lineage: Eukaryota; Metazoa; Chordata; Aves; Columbiformes; Columbidae. The coding region runs from base 86 to 862 and encodes 258 amino acids. Gene Ontology annotation, cellular component: proteasome core complex.